Molecule: messenger RNA, 1311 nt
Organism: Hydatigera taeniaeformis
Lineage: Eukaryota; Metazoa; Platyhelminthes; Cestoda; Cyclophyllidea; Taeniidae
Source: the annotation of a GenBank genome assembly
UUCAUUCAUCGUGACGUCAAGCCGGAGAACAUCCUCAUUACAAAGACGAGACAGCUAAAACUGUGCGACUUUGGAUUUGCUCGAACACUUGCCGGCCCAGAUGACAGAUAUACAGAUUAUGUGGCAACUCGUUGGUACCGAGCGCCAGAACUACUGGUAGGAGAUACACAAUAUGGACCACCAGUGGAUAUUUGGGCCAUCGGCUGUGUUGUAGCAGAAAUGCUCACCGGUUCACCCCUAUGGCCUGGUCGGUCUGAUCUUGACCAACUCUUUCAGAUCAUCAAUACUCUUGGUAGGUCGAAUUGGGCUCUUUACGAUGAUCAAAAUAUGGGAAUUGUUGAGGUAGUCGUUUCCAAACUUGAACAGCCCAUUUGGCGGGAAAGUCUGGAUAAGAAGUUCUCCUCCCUUCAACCCCCAUUGGAAGCAUUUGAACUGGAUUUCUUGCGGGCUUGCUUCCACCUGGAUCCUAUGGAACGAGCAACAUCCGAGUACUUGUUAAAGCAUAAAUUUUUGGAGGGUGCAGCUCUUCUCACCUCCGUUUCUAUCGUCUCGCCGCUUCCCUCCACCACUGUUGCGGUAAGCCCUUCCGGAGACAGCAUAGCAACCAACAUAUACCGUGUCGGCCUCCCUGCAGAAAAUCGAACUAAAGUACCACCAGUCGGAAUCUAUGCUAGAAAGGCUAAGAUCGUUCGCGGUAGCGUCUACCAUCCCUUCGCCGCGUGGCCAAAAACUGAACUUGGUGGGAUUUCUAACUUUGGUAUUACUGGUGCCUCUGUGGCUGGUGGCGUACAACAGCAACAUUGCGCUACUAAUGUGGGUCUGCGAACGACCGGAUUUUGUGUAAACCCUAUGCCAGCGUGGAAGACUGUUCCAGGCACGCAACCAGUUGGAGGACUGAAACAGAAUCAAACUGACGGUACCCUUCCGAGCCUGAAAACGAAUCAGAAUGCCUACACAUCCACCCAAGCCUCCACACCGUUCCCCAAUUUCCAAGGACUCAAUUGUGUACCAGUUUUCCCCAACCAGUCCACUAUGCAUUCCAUUCAACACGGGCCUGCAGGAAAUUCUACCAACACCUCUACCACAACUUCUUCCACCGCCGUCACGACGUCAAUAGAGAGCUGCUGCUUUCAGGUUGCGCCUCUACCAAUUACCAAAUUGGUUGCAACCAGAAACUACUUGACGACAAAUUCGACAAAUAUCAGCCGACAGCAAGGCUUGGGAGGGGCUGCUAUAGUAUCGUUGGUGCCACAAUCACCAAAACAGGGGGAGAAGAAUGUGGCAGCUACUCAUCUUCCUAAUAUCAAUUGA